Molecule: messenger RNA, 1412 nt
Organism: Carlito syrichta (Philippine tarsier)
Lineage: Eukaryota; Metazoa; Chordata; Mammalia; Primates; Tarsiidae
Product: E3 ubiquitin-protein ligase RNF180
Exons: 3
Coding region: 11-547 (178 amino acids)
Biological process (GO): positive regulation of proteasomal ubiquitin-dependent protein catabolic process; protein polyubiquitination; norepinephrine metabolic process
Cellular component (GO): endoplasmic reticulum membrane
Molecular function (GO): ubiquitin protein ligase activity; ubiquitin conjugating enzyme binding; metal ion binding
Source: RefSeq, a predicted model, not a curated record
GAAUAAUGAGAUGAGUACAGAUGAUGACAAUGAAUAUGCAGAAGAAAAGGAUAGCUACAUCUGUGCAGUGUGUCUGGAUGUUUACUUCAACCCUUACAUGUGUUACCCUUGCCACCACAUCUUCUGUGAGCCCUGCUUACGGACUCUAGCCAAAGACAAUCCUGCAAGCACUCCCUGCCCAUUGUGUCGGACAAUUAUUUCUAGAGUCUUUUUCCAGACAGAACUGAACAAUGCCACAAAAACAUUCUUUACUAAAGAAUAUUUGAAAAUAAAGCAAAGCUUUCAGAAAUCUAGCUCUGCAAAGUGGCCUCUACCAAGCUGCAGAAAAGCUUUCCAUCUUUUUGGAGGUUUCCACAGACGUGCAGCUCCAGUUACAAGAAGGCAGUUCCCACAUGGGGCACACAGGAUGGAUUACCUGCACUUUGAGGAUGAUAGUCGUGGAUGGUGGUUUGACAUGGAUAUGGUGAUAAUAUAUAUUUAUUCAGUGAACUGGGUCAUUGGAUUCAUUGUUUUCUGCUUUCUUUGCUAUUUUUUCUUUCCGUUUUAGGAAUUUUCAUACCUUAUUACAAUUGAACAAUCAUAUAUUAUGUAAAUAACAAUUGCUUAAACAUUUUUAAUGUGCUUUGAAACUUUUAUAAUGUUGCAUUAUAUAAAUUGUAGGUGUUUCUAGGAAGCCUGAGAAUAAUGAAUUUAUUUAUUAAUGUUUUUCAUGUAACGGACUAAACUUUAUUCAAGAUCUAAUCUAUCUAGCACUUAGAAACAAUACACUAUUAAUUUCAUAGUUGUUCUUGGUUUAGGAUAUGGGGCUCUAAUUUUACAAUAUCACUUUUAUAUUUAUUUUUAAUUGUAAAGACUGAAGUUUUCUCCCCACUUAAAGAUAGUAAAAAUACAAAAAGAAAUGAUCUGGGUAGAUAGUAGUUAACUGAUAAAAUAUUUAAUCAAUCACCUCUUAUUCUCAGGCAAAUUAUAUGCAUUAAUGAUAAACCAAAUUCUCUGAGAACUAAUCUAGCAGGGUAUACUCAAUUCUGUUUUCAAAUUCUCUCUACUUAUGUCCCCUUCUAUUACCAAGAAAUGUCACUAUUCUUUUUGUAUAGAUCUAAUUAGUACAACAUUUUUAUUAUUAUAAACAACAGAAUAGUAAAUACAAUGAGACUAACCCCCACAAUAGAUACUUUAGAGAGCUAUAUUAACAUUUUCCAAAUUCCAAGGUGAAUUACCUGAAGAAAUAAAAAACGUAUUGACUCUCGGUAGUUUAAAAGAGCAAUGCAUGUCUAAAUGUAAUUAAUUUCAUGAUUCAUAUAACUAGGAGUUUGUUAACUAUAUUAUAAAUGUGCAAUAAAGAGUGGCUUUUAAUUUUUUUAUUGUUACUAACUGAUUUAAGGUCUGGAAUAAAUAAUUGUUGGGAAAUAGUC